This is a messenger RNA of Bathycoccus prasinos, 846 nucleotides long. RefSeq lists its product with no specific name. The transcript has a single exon. The coding region runs from base 1 to 846 and encodes 281 amino acids. Lineage: Eukaryota; Viridiplantae; Chlorophyta; Mamiellophyceae; Mamiellales; Bathycoccaceae. The record is from RefSeq and is a predicted model, not a curated record.
AUGAGUGGUGAUGGAAGUCACGCGACGACGGGAUCGGCGUACGUGAAACAGUUCUUCGACCCGGCGCACGGAGACUCCGGUCCGAGAGAGAAAAUUGACGUGCUCGUGUCCAAAAUUCAACGACUGAGUACUCAGUCGUCCUCAAGCGGCGUGAAAGAGAGAAACACUGAUGAGCAGCAAAAGAAGAUACAUUAUUGGAGGGCGAAAAUGUUCUUGAAAGUUGCGAAAUUGUACACAGAAAAAGCGUGGGUGCAACAAAAGAAACCUCGGAAGUUUUUUCUCCUCUUUCGCGGGUUCGAUGUGACGAGUUCGAAAGAGACUCUGGUGGAAUAUAAGAAGAACUACUUACAGUUGAGCUUGUCCUCCAUCGAACGAGCGCUGGAUUUGCAACAACACGCCACGAACGAGUAUUACUACUACGAGUGCGUAAAGUUGAAAGCCCAUAUUUUGUGCACCUUGAGCGCCUGCGACGAGUAUUCGGAAAGGAGAAGGUGCGAACAAGCGUUGGAGUGCUUGUUAUUACUCAACGAACUCGAAGAAAAAGAAAAAGAAAAGGGAGAAGAAACAGAUACGAAGAAGAUGAUCAUGCACAUCGCGCACGCCGUCGCUGAGAAGAAGGGAAGCUGGGAAAAUCUCGUGCGUCUGGAAAAACGUUUUGAAGAAGAUUACGAAAGCGAGAGAAAAGAAGCCGCCGCGAAAGAGGAAGUGGAAGAGGAAGAAAACAGCGUAGCAAAAGCCUACGAGUACAGGGACGACUAUUCUAACUAUUUCAACGAGUUAGAGUACGACAGAGACGAUGACAGAGAGGCUUUAGAGAGAAUCAUAGAUAGUAUAGUUAUUAGGUGA